AUGCCGCCAAAGAAAACCGUCUGUCUUGACUCCAAAGAAAAAUUUUGGGGUCUCACGGAUGCUGAAGUGCGAUAUGUGCUGAUGGCUGUCGCCACAUCCGAUACUCCCAUCCAGGUUCGUUUGACCAACAUCAAGGGAUGUUCCAAGUUUGAUGGGGAUGCUUUGAGCAACGCCCUCGGUCUGAAAGAAAGGAGUGCAAUUACAAUGGUCCGAAAAGCGAUGAAGAAGCUCCGCACCGCCGCCUCCAAAAAAGCGAAGGAUAGCGAGGCUCAAGACGCAUCCAAGUCCCAAGAAUCCUCCACUCCCACCGGAAAGAAAUCGAAGAAGACACCCGAGAUACACGGCGAUUCUCCAACUGGUGGCUUUGAGAUUGAAAUCUCCAUUCCUAGCCGUCGAAAUGAUGACGACCAUGCGGGAUCCUCUGGCAAUGCUUCGCCGGGCGCUGCUACCUUUGCUUGA
Molecule: messenger RNA, 459 nt
Organism: Penicillium chermesinum
Lineage: Eukaryota; Fungi; Ascomycota; Eurotiomycetes; Eurotiales; Aspergillaceae
Exons: 2
Coding region: 1-459 (152 amino acids)
Source: RefSeq, a predicted model, not a curated record